This is a messenger RNA of Verticillium nonalfalfae, 705 nucleotides long. RefSeq lists its product as uncharacterized. Gene Ontology annotation, molecular function: cytochrome-b5 reductase activity, acting on NAD(P)H. Gene Ontology annotation, biological process: ergosterol biosynthetic process. The record is from RefSeq and is a predicted model, not a curated record. The coding region runs from base 1 to 705 and encodes 234 amino acids. Lineage: Eukaryota; Fungi; Ascomycota; Sordariomycetes; Glomerellales; Plectosphaerellaceae. The transcript is spliced from 4 exons.
AUGUCCGAAGUCCGGCAUGAGGCCGAGCUCUCCGCCUGGCUACCGGACGAAAAUGCGGUCAGCGGGUUAGCUCUCACCUCUGCCGUUUUGACCAUGUCAUGGCCAAAAGGUCGAUGGCUCCCAGUAGCAAGACCAUAUACACCAAUCAGUCCAUCAGAUCAACCUGGGUCUUUGGACUUGCUUGUAAAGCUGUAUCCAGACGGAAAGCAGAGCACACACCUGCACUCAUUAUCGCCCGGCGAAACACUCCUCUUCGCUGCUGCGCUCAAAGGCCCCGCAUGGAAGCCAAAUGCCGUUCCCCACGUCACGCUGAUUGCUGGCGGGGCUGGCAUUACCCCGAUCUAUCAGCUAGCCCAAGGGAUUCUGCGGAAUCCUGAAGACAAGACAAGAAUCACCCUCGUGUUCGGCAUCAACACGGAUGCGGAUGCCCUGUUGAAACCCGAAUUUGACGCCUUCGAGAAGGAGUUUCCCGGUCGGUUCGAAGCCAUCUACACCGUGAGCCGGCCAGAGGCGGGCUCUCUACUCCAACAGGGUCAUGUCACGAAGGCGCUUCUUGAAAAGGUUGCACCUAAUCCCACCAAGCAAGACACCAAGGUCUUUGUUUGCGGGCCACCGGCGAUGGAGGCGACGUUGGUUGGCUCGAGGGGUUCACCAGGUGUUUUGGAACAGUUGGGAUAUCGAAAGGAUCAGAUUCACACUUUCUGA